GCUACAAUGAGCAGCUUCCUAGACUACUCGGUGAUGAGCGGUGAAGGUGGCUCGUGCUCUGUCAGGGCUUUCCACUCGGACCACGGGAUAACAACUUUCCAGUCCUGCGCGGUUACUGUCAACAACUGCGGGGCAGAUGACCGCUUCAUGGCGAGCAGGGCUUCCCCUGACGGCAUUCCUCACCAGCCGGGGUCAUAUCAGUCUACUGCCAGCUCUCUGGGUCUCGCCUAUGGGGCCCACCCGGCCUGCAGCUCCAGCUAUGGACCCCAAAGUUUCUGUGCUACGUACAACCAUUACGCGCUCAACCAGGAAGUAGACUCCACAGCUGGAUUCCCUCAGUGCGGCCCACUGAUGUACUCGGGGAACAUUUCCUCCUCUAUGGUCUCUCAGCAUCGCCAGGGUUACAGUGCCGCCCCCCUGGGCCAGCUGCAGUAUGCCCACGCUGCCUACGGUGGCGGGCACGAGCAAGCAACCCCUUUUCCUGGGUGCUCAAACCCGCUGUCACCUCUGCACGCAGCUCACCUGGAGGCUUGUUGCUCACCUCUGUCUGAGGGUGCAUCUUCUGCACAGACCUUCGACUGGAUGAAAGUCAAGAGGAAUCCACCCAAAACAGGCAGGUCAGGGGAGUACGGCUACGGGGGUCAGCCGAACACGGUCCGGACCAACUUCACCACUAAGCAGCUAACGGAGCUGGAGAAGGAGUUCCACUUCAACAAGUACCUGACCAGGGCGCGGCGCGUUGAGAUUGCUGCUGCACUGCAGCUGAAUGAGACUCAGGUGAAAAUCUGGUUCCAGAACCGGAGGAUGAAGCAGAAGAAGCGGGAGAAGGAGGGUCUGCUGCCGGCCAAAGCUCCAGCCUCCGAGGCGGAAGAGAGCAUUCAAGAGAAACUGGACGAUGCAACAUCUGAGAAGUCGAUCUCAGCCCCUUCUACUCCUUCUCCCACAUCCUCUACGGUGUCUUCCACGGGGGCUGAUCCUUAUUCUUCCAAUUAA
Molecule: messenger RNA, 993 nt
Organism: Seriola dumerili (greater amberjack)
Lineage: Eukaryota; Metazoa; Chordata; Actinopteri; Carangiformes; Carangidae
Gene: hoxa1a
Product: homeobox A1
Exons: 2
Coding region: 7-993 (328 amino acids)
Biological process (GO): regulation of transcription by RNA polymerase II
Cellular component (GO): nucleus
Molecular function (GO): RNA polymerase II cis-regulatory region sequence-specific DNA binding; DNA-binding transcription factor activity, RNA polymerase II-specific
Source: RefSeq, a predicted model, not a curated record